AUGUCGGUUUUUGUCGGACCUUCACCCACUCCUUCCCUGUCCCAGCUGAGCCACUUAAGUUCAGUGCGAGGGCAAUCGCUUUGGCGGAAGGCACAGAAGACCUCGGCGCCCGAAGUGAAGGACCAAAGCUUUGUUCAGACUCUUCGGCGCCACGCAGUUCUUUUUUCGGCCCUGGCCUUCAGCGGGAAAGCUGGCAGGGCAACUGCCAAGACUACCGGGAAGAUCGCCUUAAUCACAGGAGCAUCAACGGGAAUAGGUAAGGCUACUGCAGCGGAACUGGCACGAUCAGGGCAGUAUGCAUACAUCUUCCUCGCUGGUCACAAUGAAGCAAAGACACGAAAAGCACUGGAAGACUUGAAAGGUGGACCAGCAAAACUGGAGUAUUUGCCUCUUGAGCUAGCCUCAUUACAAUCGGUGCGGCAGGCUGCCAAAUCAUUUCAAGACAUGGACUUACCCUUGCACACCUUGAUUUGUAAUGCGGCUGUCAUGGCCCUCCCUGAAAGGCAGGUGACCAAAGAUGGCUAUGAAUUUCAGUUUGAGGUGAACUAUCUGAGUCACUUCCUGCUGGUAAACUUGUUGUUGCCACAGCUGACGGCUGCCGGCUCCAGGGAGGACCCUGCGAGGAUCAUCAAUGUCUCCUCGUCUGCGCACUUUGUUCGCAGUCCACUGGCCUUUGGCGACACCAGUGGUCUCAAUUUGGAAGCUGAUGAGGGGAAGUAUGCCUACUACCCCUGGACAGCAUAUGGACAAUCCAAGCUGGCACAGGUGAUGUUCACCUACGAGUUGGCGCGUCGUUUGUCUUCGUCCAAGCUGCCAGUGGUAGCCAAUGUGCUGGACCCUGGGGUGGUGGAUACCGAGUUGCAGCGAUAUCUUCCAACACCGGCGCCGGCUGCGGUGAUGAAGUUUGCCAAGUCUCCCAGACAAGGAGCAGAGACCUCGGUGCAACUGGCCCUUGGGGACGACAGCAAUGGUGGCUACUGGGUGGAUGGCAAGAAAGCUGAGAGUCUGGGCCGUGGUGCAUCGCCUCUGCCCUUCAACAAGGAGUUGGCUGUGGAAGGGUCCACAUCUUACGAUCCAAAAGCUUGGGAAGCAUUGUGGAAGCGCAGCGCAGAACUUGUUUUGGACAUCGGCGGGGAGCCUGGCUUCCUGGCGGCCGCUCUCUUGUCGCGAGGUGUUCCCGUCACCGUCGUCGACACCUUCUGGCGCCGAAGUGGCAAGCAGAAUCGCCACGCUGAGCUUGAGAUGGAGGCGAAAGGCUUCCCAGAUGGUGCCCGUUUUGAAGCCAUUGCUGCACCCUUUGAUGAGAAUUUCGUAGCAGAGCACCAAGCGCUUGUUGAUAACGCCAGUGCUCUGGUGUCGUUGUAUGGCGAUGAAGCCACAACACCCUGUCUUCAGUAUGCGUCUUCAAGUGGAGUGCCAUCCCUUGUGGUUCCAUGCAAUGAAUGUGUGCGCUUUUUUCCGCCACACCAGAGGAAUUAUGAGGGCUAUGCGCAGGCUCUUCUGGCAGACGCGAAUGCCAAAGGGGGCAGGUUCCAGCGGGCGGUGCUGCAGUGUUCCCCCUUUUCGCGAGUACUUCUCGUGCAACUUCCUAACACGGAGCAGGGGCAACGAACGCGGCAGCAGCUGGACAUGAUGCAGCAACAGCUGUGUCAGCAACAAUUUUUGCACCAGCAGCAGCAGCAGCAACAGCAGCAGCAACAGCAGCAGCAGCCGAUUUGUCAGCAGCAGCUUUGGCGGAACAACCAGCCUCAGCAUUUCCAGCCACAUAUCAAUCAGCACCAGCUUCAACCGAACCAAUUUCAACAGAACCACGUUCAGACAUAUGGGCGACCGCUACAAUCAGUCGGAGAAGUGCAACAGCAACAAAUGCCACCACCGCCGAAGCAGAUGCAGCUACAGCCGUGCGCUGCAGACUGA
Messenger RNA from Cladocopium goreaui, 1917 nucleotides. NCBI's taxonomy places the organism in Eukaryota, Dinophyceae, Suessiales, Symbiodiniaceae. The record is from the annotation of a GenBank genome assembly.